GGCUUGUGUGCGGUGCAGUCAGGUGCGGUGUACUGUAUGCGGUACUGCUGUGAACGACUCGAUUUCACACGAGAGCCUGCUCGCCGGUGGAUCUUAAAUGUGUUAGUAUGGAUCAGAAUCAAACGAUCGGAAUGGACAUGGACCAGUUCUGCGGUACCAAGUUCUGGGAUGCUAAUUUAACAUGGUACACGAACGACCCAGAUCUAACAGAAUGCUUCCAAAAGACGAUAUUAGUAUGGGUACCAUGUAUAUUUUUAUGGACGUUUUCAGCGAUGGAAGCGUAUUACCUUUUAAAUAGCAAAAGAAGAAACGUCCCAUACACGUGGUUAUUUAUUUCUAAGCAAGUACUUACAGUAGGAUUAAUUUUACUUUCCAUAGUUGACUUAGGAGUGGCGAUACAUGAAAGUACUUUUCGUAUGGUCUACAGUGUUGAUUAUUACACACCUAUAGUAAAAAUUGUUAGCUUUAUGUUAGCAUCGACUUUGAUGCAAUAUAAUAGAAAACAUGGAAUGAGGACGUCAGGUCUUUUAUUCCUAUUUUGGUUUUUCCUUGCGAUAUGCGGAUGCGUCCAAUAUAGAAGCUUUGUAAACAAAUUUAUUAAAGGGGCAGAGCCAACAUAUUCACUGGUGUCUUACAUGAUCUACUAUCCAAUAGUAGUGAUAUUGUUUGUACUUAAUUUUUUGGUUGAUGCAGAGCCUAAAUUUUCCGAAUAUCCUACGGUCGAAUCGCCAUGUCCAGAGCAAAGCUCCUCUUUUCCUUCGAGAAUUAUUUUCGCGUGGUUUGAUUCGUUAGCAUGGAAAGGUUUCCGAAAACCGCUCGAAACGUCCGAUCUGUGGUCCAUGAAUCCAGAGGACAUGGCUACGGAGAUUGUGCCAAAAUUUGACAAAUAUUGGAACAAGAACUUGAGAAAGACAGACGAAGUAGAAAGUGUAAAAGCGUCAUAUCGACAAACGUCUGGACAAGUGGACUUUAACAGUAGUCGGAAAAAGAAAAUUGCCUCUAUUUUACCACCUAUCUGCAAAGCUUUCGGAGCAACAUUCAUGUUUGGUGCAUUUUUAAAACUGAUUCAAGAUAUUAUGACUUUUAUUAGUCCACAAAUAUUGAAGCUUCUGAUUGGUUUUAUCGAAGGAGAUGAGCCAAUGUGGAAAGGAUACUUGUAUUCCAUCCUACUUUUACUUACGGCAAUGCUUCAGACGCUAGUACUGUCCCAAUAUUUUCACCGUAUGUUCUUGGUCGGCCUGCGCAUACGAACCGCGUUGAUCGCGGCAAUCUAUCGUAAAGCAUUGAGAAUGUCGAACGCAGCGAGGAAAGAGACGACACUUGGCGAGAUAGUGAAUUUGAUGUCUGUAGACGCUCAAAGAUUUAUGGAUCUAACUGCAUACGUAAACAUGAUCUGGUCGGCACCCCUGCAAAUAGUUCUAGCUUUAUAUUUUCUCUGGAACAUACUGGGGCCGGCUGUACUCGCUGGUUUAGCAGUUAUGAUCAUUCUUAUUCCUGUGAACGCAUUAAUUGCCAACAAAGUGAAGACGUUACAAAUCAGACAGAUGAAGAGCAAGGACGAGAGGGUAAAGUUAAUGAACGAAGUACUUAACGGUAUCAAAGUGUUGAAGCUCUAUGCGUGGGAACCUUCGUUCGAGCAGCAGAUACUUAAAAUCAGAGUCAAAGAAAUUCAAGUAUUAAAAGAAGCAGCAUAUUUGAACGCUGGUACGAGCUUUAUAUGGUCGUGCGCGCCCUUUUUGGUAUCUUUGGUAUCUUUUACAACUUACGUACUUAUAGACGAAAAGAACGUCCUAAAUAGUACAAUUGCCUUCGUUUCACUCAGUUUGUUCAACAUCCUAAGAUUUCCACUGUCUAUGCUGCCUAUGAUGAUUACUAAUAUAGUUCAAGCUUACGUCUCUGUAAAACGUAUUAAUAAAUUUAUGAACAUGGAAGAACUAGAUCCUAACAAUGUACAGCAUGAUCCAUCGGAACCGCACGCGUUAGUAAUUGAGAACGGUACCUUUUGUUGGGAUAAUGAAGAAAUUGAGAGACCAAUACUACGAAAUAUCAAUUUCCAUGUAGAACAAGGUCAAUUAGUAGCAAUAGUUGGUACAGUGGGAUCAGGCAAGAGUUCUCUUCUAUCCGCUUUGCUUGGCGAGAUGGAUAAAAUAAGCGGAAAAGUAAAUACAAAAGGGUCAAUUGCAUAUGUCUCGCAGCAAGCGUGGAUACAAAACGCUACGUUGCAGGACAAUGUUCUGUUCGGAAAGGCCUUGAACAAAUCAGUGUAUAAUAGUGUGAUUGAAGCGUGUGCAUUGACUCCGGACUUUAAGAUGCUGCCCGCAGGAGAUCAAACAGAGAUCGGGGAGAAAGGCAUAAAUUUGUCCGGCGGUCAAAAGCAAAGAGUAGCCUUAGCUAGAGCUGUAUAUAACGAUUCCGAAAACUAUUUCUUAGACGAUCCUCUGAGCGCGGUGGAUUCGCACGUAGGAAAACACAUUUUUGAGAAAGUGUUAGGUCCGAACGGCCUGUUGAAGAAUAAAACUAGAGUACUCGUUACUCAUAGUAUCACGUACCUGCCGGAGGUUGACAACAUUAUUGUUCUUAAAGACGGUGAAAUAACGGAGAGUGGAACCUACAAACAAUUGCUAGAGAAAAAGGGUGCUUUCGCCGAAUUCUUAGUUCAACACUUACAAGAAGUGCACGUUGAUGACGGUUCUGAAGCAGAUUUGCGUGAAAUUAAACAGCAGCUUGAAUCAACAAUGGGAGCGGACGAGUUGCAACAAAAGUUAACUCGAGUACGGUCUAGAAUAUCUGAGAGUCUAAGUGAAUCCGGUUCUGUGACUGAUAGAAAAUCACUCAACGGUUCUCUAACAAGGCAAUACUCGACAGAAAGUCAACAGUCAGCGAAUUACAUGCAUAGCAAUAGUGUUAGUGUAUCAAAAGAGAAAGAUGCACCGAAGCCUAACAACGUCGGGGAGAAACUGACAGAAAUCGAAAAGACCGAAACUGGAAGUGUAAAAUGGAAAGUGUACUCUCACUACUUAAAAUCCAUUGGAUGGUUCCUAUCGAUAUCGACAAUCGUGAUGAACGCGGUCUUUCAAUCGUUCAGCAUCGGCUCGAGCGUUUGGCUCAGUAUAUGGUCGAACGAUAAUCAGACUGUUGGGAACAACACGUUUGAUACGGCAAAGCGAGAUAUGUAUCUCGGGGUUUACGGUGCGCUCGGUUUUGGUCAAGCCACUUUUGUAGUGCUGUCGCAGACAGCGUUGGUUAUCGGCUGCCUACGGAGCAGUAAACUGCUGCAUUCCGAGUUAUUAUUCACCAUGCUACGAUCACCUUUAGGAUUCUUUGACACUACGCCGUCCGGCAGAAUAUUAAACCGUUUUGGGAAGGAUAUUGAUACAAUAGACAACAUUUUACCUCCAAGUAUUAGGGCUUGGUUGUUUUGUCUAGCAUCGUUGAUUACGAUCGUUGUAGGCGUGACAGUAUUCGCAAUGACGAUAUUCCUGGCUAAAGGGACGGUAAUCGCUUCUAAGCGUAUCUUCGAGGGUACGCUGCAACACGUUCUUCACAACCCAAUGUCAUUCUUUGACAGAACUCCGACUGGCCGAAUUCUUAGUCGGCUUGGUAAAGAUAUUGAUAUUAUUGACAAUAUCCUACCGGUUUAUCUGCCGGUGGCGAGCUUUUUCUGCGAUUUGGCACCGCAGCUGGGCUGUUGGUUGGCUGCUCGCCAGAUGCACAUAGUGAUGCUGCGUGCUGUGAUGCGUGCCCCAUUGACCUUCUUUGAUACGACUCCUAUUGGUCGUAUUAUCUCCAGGUUUGCUAAAGACGUGGACGUUCUGGAUACAUCUCUUCCCCCACAAAUUUCUGAUACCAUCUAUUGCUUGUUUGAGGUAAUAGCCACUCUCUUUGUUAUAAGCUACAGUACACCUAUAUUUGUCGUGGUGAUACUGCCAAUAGGCGCGAUUUAUUAUUUUAUUCAACGUUUUUACGUUGCAACAUCGCGUCAAUUAAAACGAUUAGAAUCCGUGUCGAGAUCUCCUAUAUAUUCGCAUUUUAGUGAAUCGGUGACUGGUGCGCAAAUAAUUAGAGCGUAUGGCGUGCAAGAACAAUUUAUCCAUGAAUCUGAAAAUAGAGUAGAUUUUAAUCAAGUAUGCUAUUUUCCUAGCAUUAUUGCAAAUAGAUGGUUGGCCGUAAGAUUGGAGAUGGUUGGAAACUUAAUUAUAUUCUUCGCAGCUUUGUUCGCUGUUUUAGGUAGAGAUACCAUGAGUUCAGGUCUCGUUGGUCUAUCGGUCAGCUAUGCCUUACAAAUCACUCAGACUUUAAAUUGGUUGGUGCGCAUGACGUCCGAUGUCGAGACUAAUAUCGUCGCAGUUGAGAGAAUAAAGGAGUAUAGUGAGACCGCGCAAGAAGCACCGUGGAAGAAUACUGAAUUUACGCCUUCGAAAGAGUGGCCUAAGCACGGUCGCGUUGACUUUAAGGACUUCAAAGUUCGCUAUAGGGAGGGAUUGGAUCUCGUGCUAAACGGAUUGACAUUCAGCGUUCUCGGCGGCGAGAAGAUCGGCAUAGUAGGCAGAACCGGUGCCGGAAAGUCGUCCAUGACAUUGGCACUUUUCAGAAUAAUUGAGGCGGCACAGGGGAAGAUUUUUAUCGAUGAUAUUGAUAUUUCUAAGCUGGGCCUUCACGAUCUGCGUUCGAGAUUGACCAUCAUUCCUCAGGAUCCUGUAUUGUUUUCCGGAACACUAAGAAUGAAUUUGGAUCCUUUCGAUUGCUACAACGACGAGGAAGUUUGGAAAGCGUUGGAGCACGCUCAUCUGAAAUCAUUUGUAGAAAACUUGCCAAACGGUCUUUUACACGAGGUUACUGAAGGCGGAGAGAAUUUAAGCGUAGGACAACGACAAUUGAUCUGUUUAGCAAGAGCAUUACUUAGGAAAACAAAAGUUCUUAUAUUGGACGAGGCAACAGCCGCAGUUGAUUUAGAAACGGACGAUUUAAUUCAGACUACCAUUCGUCAAGAAUUUAAGAAUUGUACAGUUCUCACAAUAGCCCACAGGCUCAAUACUAUUUUAGAUUCUGACAGGGUAAUUGUAUUGGACAAAGGUCUGAUCGUCGAAUAUGAUUCUCCGGAAGUGCUUCUUAGCAAUCCAUCUAGCUCUUUCUACAGUAUGGCUAAGGACGCAGGUCUAGCUGCUUAAAAAAAAAAAAUGACUUCAUAUCACAAAUCAUUUUUUUUAGCGGCUGUACAUUAUUCGUAAGCCAAUGUCGAAGUAAACGACACAAAGAAAGCCAUAGAACAAAAAAAAAACGCAUAGCCUCAGCAUAGAUUAAUUUGUAUAGUGAAACAUUUCUACGCAAAAAAAGCGAGAACGUUUAAUGUAACCGACGGUGCAAAAACUCUUGUCUCAGCAUUGUUGUUGCCAGAUUUUAUCCAAUGACUUUCCAAUUGUACCGUCGAUUACCGUAUUUCAUAUAUUCUAGAAUAAGUUUUGUAGUGAGGUCUUUCAUCACGAAGCAAGCAAUGCGACACAGUUUUAAACUAGCGUCGAUAUCCAAUAUCUAACUUUAACUGGGUAAUCGGGUGGAUUCCUAUCUGAUCAAUAUGUUGUAAUAAAUAAAUUAUUUUUUUCG
This is a messenger RNA of Cyphomyrmex costatus, 5601 nucleotides long. RefSeq names its product Multidrug-Resistance like Protein 1 (gene MRP). Gene Ontology annotation, molecular function: ABC-type transporter activity; ATP binding; ATP hydrolysis activity. The record is from RefSeq and is a predicted model, not a curated record. Gene Ontology annotation, cellular component: membrane. Gene Ontology annotation, biological process: transmembrane transport. NCBI's taxonomy places the organism in Eukaryota, Metazoa, Arthropoda, Insecta, Hymenoptera, Formicidae.